Molecule: messenger RNA, 1831 nt
Organism: Parasteatoda tepidariorum (common house spider)
Lineage: Eukaryota; Metazoa; Arthropoda; Arachnida; Araneae; Theridiidae
Product: G-patch domain and KOW motifs-containing protein
Biological process (GO): mRNA splicing, via spliceosome
Cellular component (GO): spliceosomal complex
Molecular function (GO): nucleic acid binding
Source: RefSeq, a predicted model, not a curated record
UCAAUAUAUCAAUUGAUUAUUUCAAUUGAUAUGAUGUUGACGUUAGUCGCCUUUGUUACGGCUGCGUGAAUAUUAUUUGUUUUCUAAUAAGAAAAUAGGAUUUUGAAACCAAUUAAAACUCAUUUUUAUGUAGUUUUAAAGCAGUUUAAUGAUAUAUAUUUUAAAAUAACUUUUAUUGUAAAUAACGCUUUUACGUACAUGUUUAAAACUCGUUUCUUCAAGGAAUAGUCGGUUACUUUUUUAAAUCAUGGAUAGAAAUGAAAGAACUGCUUCCCCGAAUGUUAGGCAAAAUGUCAGUUUUAAAUUUACAAAAACUUCAUCUUCAAAAUCUUUGUCUGGUAAUAAACUGGAAGAACCUGUUAAACCUAGAGACUAUGUUAAAUCUGUUGAUGAGAGUGAAAUUAAAAGUACUGCACCAGAAUUGAAAUCUCAAGAGCUAGUCAUACCUCUUAUAAGAAAGAAUAAUUGGAGAGUACCUGAAACUUCUCAACCAAAGGAUGGUGAAGCUACACUUAAUGAGCUUGCUCUUAAAGAGCUUCUUCAAGAAACUGCAGAUAAAAAAGCGGAUUGGAAUAACAGAGACACAACUAUGGCGAUUCCUCUUAUGAUGCAAAAUAAAGUCCCCGAGGGCUUUGAAACAGAUGAUAAGCUAGAUGUUUCCCUCAGAGCCCAAGAAUCAACUUUAGAAGACUAUGAAAAAGUGCCCGUAGAACAAUUUGGUUUAGCUAUGCUGAGAGGAAUGGGCUGGAAGGAAGGAAUGGCUAUUGGAGCCAGAAAUAAAGAGUGUGUUAAACCUAUUGAAGUAAAAUUGAGACCAAAGGGGUUAGGUCUUGGAGCUGAUGCAUCAGUCUUGAAAAAAAAUGAAAAGAAAGCAAAAGAAGAAAAGCUGGAAUUAAUAAAAGGUGCAUUUGUACAGAUCAUCCAAGGACCUCAUAAAGGUCAUUAUGGACAGGUCAUGGGUUUAGAUGAAGAAACUGGUCGUGCUAUGAUCAAGCUGAGCAAUGAAGAGGCAGUGAAGAGCCUUCCUGAAUUCUUUUUUAACCUUGUAAGUAAAAAAGAAUUUGAUAAAGAAAGCCGAAUCAUAAAUAGAGAAUCCUAUGAGAAAUAUAAAAUGAAAGAGGAAGAAGAAAAUAAGGAAAAGCAAAAAUAUAAUUCCUCUGAUUCUAGGAGUAAUGGAAGAGAAGAUCAGGACUCUUAUGAGUAUGAAUCGAAGAAGAGUAAAAAGCAUUCAAAGAAACGUAAACAUAGUAGAGAAAGAAGUGAAGAAAAUGAAUCAUCAAGUAAAGCAAAGUCAAAAAUUUGGAUUAGACCACAGCUAAAAGUUCGUUUCAUUGAUGAAAAAUAUAAAAAAGGGAAAUAUUUCAAUAAAAAAUUGAUUGUUGUUGAUGUUAUAUCAUCUAAUCGUUGUUCAUUGAAGACAGAAGAUGAUAGAACUCUUCUUGAUGAUAUAUCUCCUUCAAUGUUAGAAACUGUUAUACCCAGAGAUGAAUCAGCAUAUGUUAUGAUUGUUCAUGGAAAGCAUCAAGGAGAACUAUGUACUAUAUUGAAACGAGAUAAAGCAAAUUGUAUGGCUACUGUUCAAUUUCUCUCAGACAGGGAUCGAGCUUUGAAAAUUGACUAUGACUCUAUUUGUGAAUAUGUUGGUGAUGUUGCUCAGUAUGAUUAGUGCUGUUUGGUCACAGUAAAAUUAUAAAACACUGCACAUUUUUGAUGGAUUUUAGUUCAAACCAUGUAAAUAACUUGUUCCUCCUGGAACAAAGGCGUUUUAUCUGUACAGUUUUGUUAAAGGAAAUGUGGAUAUUUAUUAAAUAAAUUUGUUUUAUUUUACUUA